AUGCCUUUCAACGUUUAUUCCACCCAAACAAAUGGACGCCCCGACUGGGAGUUCUACAUUGAACUCAACUCAAUCAUUAAGAAAGAGAAGGCAGAGAGUACAGGUUGGACACAUUCCUUCCAGAGCGAUCGGAAAGAUGGGAAUCAAUACACAGCCCGACUCAACCGCACUCUUGUGUCCAAUCCUAGAGGAAAGAUAAUUGCGACUAUCGAGGAAGCAGAUUUGCCAAAAUUUCAUGAACUAUGCUUUGAAGCGAUUGGCCGAUUGCCGCAACAAAAACAUCCUGUGUACCGCGACGGUGACCAGCGCAUGAUGCCUGCGCUAUAG
This is a messenger RNA of Penicillium vulpinum, 327 nucleotides long. RefSeq lists its product as uncharacterized. The coding region runs from base 1 to 327 and encodes 108 amino acids. The record is from RefSeq and is a predicted model, not a curated record. NCBI's taxonomy places the organism in Eukaryota, Fungi, Ascomycota, Eurotiomycetes, Eurotiales, Aspergillaceae. The transcript has a single exon.